CCAGUCCAGCCCGUCCUGCGCGCUACCCCGGGGGCGGGGAAUGAGGGGCCUUCCGGCCGAAAAAGCAGCCACUGGCGACCUCCCCCUGGGGCCCUGGAGCGGCAACGCUGGCCCGGCUAGAGCCGAGGGACACGGCAGGGCUUCGGUGAGCCCAGAAACAGCGGCGACCCCCUGCUAGGGCUCCAGCACCCGGGACGGCACUCUUUACACCCCGCCCUCCCGCCUUGAGGAGCAAACUUCGCUGGCGGAAGCCUCCUCGCUUCCACCGCCGGGCGGGGUUCUGGGGGUGUGGCUUGGAAAGGGCUGGCCCCUCCACUGUGCAAGCCUUUCCAUGGCGGACGCAGGUGAAGACCCCACCGUAUUCACUGCCCACUCUCUGCCCAGUGACCGCCGGCUCUGGGCCAGUGUGACCAAUGCGUACUUGGGCACACGGGUCUACCACGACACACUGCACGUGAGUGGCAUAUACAAUGGGGCUCUGGGGGACACGCACCGGGCCGUUCUGCCCAGUCCCCUCAAUAUCCAGCUGGAGGCCCCCGCGGGACCAGGAGAGCAGCUGACCACAACCUUUGUCCUGGACACUAACACAGGCUCCUUUCUGCACACCCUGGAGGACUCCCGCUUCCGGGCCUCCCAGCGCAUCUACGCCCACCGCACGCUGCCUCACGUGCUGGCCUGCGCUGUGUCUGUCACCUGCCUGGCCCCCAGGAGCCAGCCCAUCACCGUGACGCUGCGGUCUGCCUUCUCCCCAGAAAGCCCGGACUUGGCCCUGCGUCUGGGGCCUGACUGGCAGGGAGCCCGGUACCUGUAUGGCCACACACUCACUCCUGAGCAGCCCGGGGCGCCCCAGCAGGAGGUGCACAUGCUGUGGACACCAGCGCCCCCGACCCUGACCCUGAGGGAAGGCCAGCAGCACAGGACCUGGGAGUUCCUGGCCGUGGUGGGCGGCAGCCAGGCCGAGGCGCAGGCCUGCCUCGCUGAGGCACUGCAGCUGCAGGCCAGCGGUGCCCUGUACACUGCCCAUGCCCAGGCCUGGGCCCAGCUCUGGGACGGCUGCGGCCUGGAUGUGGUGGGGCCCCUGCCCCUGCGCCAGGCCCUGCGAGGUGCCCUCUACUACCUGCUCAGUGCCCUGCCUGAGCCCGGGGCCCCAGGACAUGUCUGCCACGGACUCAGCCCCGGGGGGCUCUCCAAUGGGAGCUGUGAGGAAUGCUACUGGGGCCAUGUGUUCUGGGACCAGGAUCUCUGGAUGUUCCCAAAUGUCCUCAUGUUCCAGCCAGAGGCCGCCAGGGCUCUCCUGCAGUACCGCAUCCAGACACUGGGUGGAGCCCUGGACAAUGCCCGAAACCUGGGCUACCAGGGAGCCAAGUUCGCCUGGGAGAGCGCCGGUUCUGGCCUGGAGGUCUGCCCGGAGGACAUUUACGGGACCCAGGAAGUCCACAUCAACGGGGCCGUGGUGCUGGCCUUCCAGCUGUACCAGCACAGCACCCAGGACCUGCAGCUCUUCCAGGAGGCUGGGGGCUGGGACGUGGUCAGUGCCGUGGCAGAGUUCUGGUGCAGCCGUGUCGAGUGGAGCCCCGCAGAGGAGAAGUACCACCUGAAGGGAGUCAUGCCCCCCGACGAGUACCACUCAGGGGUCACCAACUCCGUGUACACCAACGUCCUGGCCCAGAACAGCCUGCGCUUUGCUGCUGCCCUGGCCCAGGACCUGGGUCAGCCCAUCCCCAGCCGGUGGCUAGAGGUGGCUGAUAAGAUCAAGGUGCCCUUUGACUUGACUCGGAACUUCCAUCCUGAGUUUGAUGGGUAUGAACUUGGAGAGGAGGUGAAGCAGGCAGAUGUCGUGCUCCUGGGGUACCCCAUCCCCUUCCCUAUGAGUCCUCAAGUUCGCAGGAACAACCUGGAGGUUUACGAGGCCGUGACGUCUCCCCGGGGCCCUGCCAUGACCUGGAGCAUGUUUGCUGUGGGCUGGAUGGAGCUGAAGGAGCCCCAGAGGGCAUGGGACCUUCUGCAAAGGAGCUUCGCCAACAUCACGGAGCCCUUCAAGGCCAGCCUGGCCCCGACCGCACCUGCCCCUUCCUCGACGCCCUGGGCGGUGGGGGUGGGAGCCCAGCUCAGGGGUCACUGCCCUGGCAAUUCCCACCUGACCUUCCAGGGAUAGGGACAGUGGCCUCAGGAGACCUGUGUCCUGGGGACCCUGGCCCUGACGACCUUGACCCUGCAGGUGUGGACGGAGAAUGCAGAUGGGUCCGGGGCCGUGAACUUCCUGACGGGCAUGGGGGGCUUCCUGCAGGCGGCACUCUUCGGGUUCACAGGGUUCAGGAUCACCAGGGCUGGUGUGACCUUUGACCCCACGUGUCCAGCGGCGGUCUCUGCUGUGCGCAUCUCUGGCAUCUCUUACCUGGGGAACAAGCUCAACUUCUCCUUCUCCGAGGGCUCGGUGACGGUCGAGGUCAGGACCCGGGCAGGGCCCCCAGCGCCUCUGCUUGAGGUGGAGCUGUGGCCGUCAGGGGACCGGCUGCCUCUGCCCCCAGGACACAAGGUCUCCUUCCCCUGCUCUGCCGGCCGGAUACAAAGCUCGGUCUCGUAGGACGCAGCAGCAGCAAGCGCUGCUCCUAGAAAACCCUGGGAGAGAUUGUUGCAGACAUUGGAGCCGCCCCUCUGGGACCCCUGGGCCCUCUGGACCCACAGAGUCCCUCACGGGGCCCUGAGCUCCUGCCCCUGAGCUGGCAGUGCUGUGGGUUUUAGGGACAACCUGGGGUGCCCCCCUCUGGCACUCCCCUGUGCGGGGUUCCCGGUGGGCUGCACCCAUGCUUCAUGGACGCGGUCCCAGCCCACUGUCCGACACCCACCCACCCUCCCUGCACCUGGCAGCCAGGUUCCUGGGCUCCAGGCAAGGUCUGGGUUCUGUGGCCCGAAGUGCGAGACUCUCCACUGAAAGCCCCAUGGACCGGGGCUUCCCCGUGGCCUCCUACACCAGCAGGUCUACGCCUGCCCCUUGGGGCUGACACCUGCACCUGCGUGACCCCCAGGAGGGGGGGCAUGGGCACCUGCGGCAGAGGCAGGGGCAGGGGCAAGCCCGCAGCUUCGCCAGAGAAAUUUCUGUGUCUCGGACGCACUGAGGGCUGUCAUGCCUGGGUGCCCUUGGCUGUCGUGGGGGCUCAGCGUCUUCAGCCCUUGACUCUGGGCCGCCUCAGUCAGGUGGGACAGCCCCCGUCACAUGCCCUUCCUCAGCCGAGUGGGGUGCGGAACAAGACCCCGUAUCUUCUCUUCCACCGGCCAGAGGGCUGAGCCCAGUGCACGUGGGGUCAGAGCCGUGGCCCUGGGCCUACCCUUCUUGGGAAGGCUUGCACAAGUGCUGCCCAAUUAAAGUCAGGGCUGGAACUGGCUCUGUCUGCCGUGAGGAGG
This is a messenger RNA of Artibeus jamaicensis (Jamaican fruit-eating bat), 3402 nucleotides long. RefSeq names its product protein-glucosylgalactosylhydroxylysine glucosidase (gene PGGHG). Gene Ontology annotation, molecular function: catalytic activity. The record is from RefSeq and is a predicted model, not a curated record. NCBI's taxonomy places the organism in Eukaryota, Metazoa, Chordata, Mammalia, Chiroptera, Phyllostomidae. Gene Ontology annotation, biological process: carbohydrate metabolic process.